AUGUCCCCUCCCAAACGGAAGCGUUCUGGUCGCGAAUUAAAAAGUCGAAGCCUGAAUGAUCUAUCUGGUCCUAUGAUUUCCGAUGUUGUAAGCUCUGAGCGUGCCUCGGAAGAUCCUGCUUCUGCUAUUUUUCACAAAUGUCCAAUUGAGCCGGACAGCGAGAUGAAGCGCGUGGAAGAUGAUGCGGAGGUGCCUCACUCGGGCAAACCGGAAUCGGAGACCGUUACUGGAGGCCUCCCGGAGAAGAUCCCUGAGGAUCCCCCUUUGGAGAAAGAAGACCCCAAGGGUCUGUCUUUUACGGUUAUGUUUCAACAAAAGCUCUUUGGGUCCAGACUUGGUCGCUUUAUGGUAUCAACAACAAACUACUCGGUAGUUAUUCCUAUUCCUAUUCCCCCCGAUACCACAACUGGGAAUAAAGAGCCUGUGGAAACAGAAUCUGUAGAUAUGGAAGUCAGUAUCCCGAAUCCUCCCCCCUCGACAGGAUCUAUUGUUAUUACAGGAAAAGAAGCCACGAUUCCGACAUUGGUCACUCUUGCUGCUUCAUUUCCCCGGUUCCAACAUCCUUUUGCUGUGACAAGUAUUCCCAAGAGCCCUUUUCAGACAGGGGUUGCGUUUGAUGAAGAAGCGCUAGAUAAGGCUCGAUCAUGUUUGAUGGAUGGAAUGCACCUGUUGAACGAGGUGUCUAGACGCGCAAGGGCGCGUACAGAGCAGCUUUCUCAGCGUCAAAUCGUGUUUGAGGAAGCUUUGGAAGGGUUGAAGCGACUUCAGACCCUUCACGAGCAAACAGAAGAAGAAGCUAAGGGGUUGAGGGAAGAGGUAGCCGGUUUGUCAGGGAGAAACCAAAAUUUGGUGAGAGAUUUGAAUCAAGCCAUCUAUCAACAGGGGGAGUUGAAAAAGUUGAAUCAAGAUCUACAACUAAAAUUGGAUGAUGUUGUGAGCCGCCGCGUAUCUGCCGUCAAAAAACUCGAGGGUAUCUCUCAGCAGUACCAUUCACUGAAGUCGUAA
Messenger RNA from Lactuca virosa, 1005 nucleotides. The record is from the annotation of a GenBank genome assembly. Lineage: Eukaryota; Viridiplantae; Streptophyta; Magnoliopsida; Asterales; Asteraceae.